CCCUCAGAUGUCGCUGCUGCCGUUUCACUGCGCGCCUGGAGCCCGGAGACUGACUACAGGGGAGCGGAACGGCUGGGCACCAUUGAAUAAAAGCUCAGCAAGUCUUCAAUAAAAAUGGCCACCAAUAAAUCUACAUUGCAUAAAAUGGGGAAGAAACAGAAUGGCAAAGGCAAAAAAGUUGAAGAAGCAGAACCUGAAGAAUUUGUUGUAGAAAAAGUCCUGGACCGACGUGUAGUUAACGGCAAGGUUGAGUACUUCUUGAAAUGGAAGGGAUUUACUGAUGCUGAUAAUACAUGGGAGCCUGAAGAAAAUUUGGAUUGUCCAGAGUUAAUAGAAGCUUUUUUGAACUCUCAGAAAGCUGGUAAAGAAAAAACAGAUGGUGGCAAAAGAAAAUCUCUUUCAGAUAGUGAGUCUGAUGACAGCAAAUCAAAGAAAAAGCGGGAUUCUGUUGAUAAGCCCAGGGGAUUUGCAAGAGGUCUUGAUCCUGAACGAAUAAUUGGAGCCACAGACAGUAGUGGGGAACUUAUGUUUCUUAUGAAAUGGAAGGACUCUGAUGAAGCAGACCUGGUGCUGGCCAAAGAAGCUAACGUGAAAUGCCCUCAAAUUGUAAUUGCUUUUUAUGAAGAACGGCUAACUUGGCACUCAUGCCCAGAAGAUGAAGCGCAAUAAUUGUUUGAGUUUCUUUCCCCUGCCCCUGUUUUUAUAUAUGUAUGAUUUUGACUUACCAGAAAUGUGGAAAGCUUCUAAGUUCUAAUGAGACAAGUUUGGUUAUUUUUGAAGUAAUGUGUUUUGAAUAAACAGAAAGGAUAAAAGGGUUUGUGCUUUUUGCUUUGUUUAUUACAGGAGAGCAUUUGAUACUGCUUCCUGCAUAUUAGGUAAAGUGUUUUAUAAAACUUGAUAGUUAAUAGUGAAUCUUAAUGGCAGUUUGUUCAAACUCACAAGUGUUUUUGUAGCCCUCUAUACAACAGACGUGCAUGCAUUUCCCCCCAAUUUAUUCCUCCUUAAAUCUGUAAGACCAUUCUUUUUAGUAUUUGUGGCUACUUGGUUCUAAGGGGACCAGGUAAAAACUUUGUAGUAAGUUGAAGUUGCGAGACUGUAUAUUAUUUACUUUAUUGUAAAUACUGGUGAACAGUUAUCAAUAAAAUAGUUUUAUAUUCUU
Molecule: messenger RNA, 1159 nt
Organism: Elgaria multicarinata webbii
Lineage: Eukaryota; Metazoa; Chordata; Lepidosauria; Squamata; Anguidae
Gene: CBX3
Product: chromobox 3
Exons: 6
Coding region: 115-669 (184 amino acids)
Biological process (GO): chromatin organization; negative regulation of transcription by RNA polymerase II
Cellular component (GO): nucleus; pericentric heterochromatin
Molecular function (GO): chromatin binding
Source: RefSeq, a predicted model, not a curated record